Molecule: messenger RNA, 384 nt
Organism: Podarcis raffonei (Aeolian wall lizard)
Lineage: Eukaryota; Metazoa; Chordata; Lepidosauria; Squamata; Lacertidae
Gene: PYURF
Product: PIGY upstream open reading frame
Exons: 2
Coding region: 28-384 (118 amino acids)
Source: RefSeq, a predicted model, not a curated record
CGCAGCGUUAGGGCGCAGCUGCAGAUCAUGCAAGCCCUGCCCGGGCUCCGGCUCCUGACUCGCCUUCCGCGCUGGGGGCAGGCGGCGCGAGCGGCACCGGCGAGAGCAGCGGCCCGGCGCGCGUGGUGCUCCGCGGCCGAGAGCGAGGACAAGGCGGGCGGCGCCCAAGGACAGCAGCGCCCGCCCUUCGACCCUGGCCUGCUGGAGAUCCUCGCGUGCCCCUUGUCCAAGAAACCGCUCAGGUAUGAAGAAUCCACCAAUGAACUAAUUAACGAAGAUCUGGGUAUUGCCUACCCCAUCACUGAUGGCAUUCCUAAUAUGAUACCCCAGGCUGCAAGGAUGAUUGGCAAAGAGAAGCAGGAAGAGGAGCCCGGGCAGACCUAG